UGCAGACAUACAGGUUCACUUCCACCACAGUAUAAAGUAUCCACAUGCUUUGUUAGUGUAUAAGGGAUCCUGGUUUGGUUAUAAGAAUGAGUUACUUAUAACAGAUGUGAUGGUGUCAGGACUAUUAUUUGAACUCGGUAAGACACUACACAUAUGGCAGAGAACACCCUGAUCAGCUUACAGCCACUUUAUUAUUGAUGAUCUGGUUGGACAAACCCAAGCAGCACCUCUGCUUCUCAUUUAGCCUCGAACAGGUGGGGAACACUGGACGCCUAGUCCCUGUGCCCAGUCUAAGUGAAGCGGACCGAUAUCAACCCCUAAGUCUGGUGACGAGGAAAAGGAGACGACAUUUCUGGAAGAAGACCAAAUAUGCCACAACCCCUUUCUCACUGAAAGACAUACUCGUGGGAGAGAAAGAGAUCACAGCAGGGGUCUCCUCAUAUCAGCUCCUGAACUAUGAGGACAAGUCUGAUGUUGCCCUUAAUGGGCGUUUGGGCAACCAUCUGAUCCAUGAGGUGGGAGUAAACGUGAGUGGUUCAGAUUCUGUGGCAGUAAAGGCCUCAUUUGGAAUUGUGACCAAGCAUGAGGUGGAGGUUCCAACAUUACUGAGAGAACUCAAUGCAAGGAAAGUUGACCUGGAUCACUGUUUGAUCCAUCAGUCCAAAGAGAGUGGGCGGACUGUCCUGUGUGUUGUCAUGGAGAGUAUCCGCACCACGCGACAGUGUUCCCUCACCGUCCACGCUGGAGUGCGAGGAACUACCAUGAGGUUUCAGAUAGAUGAUGGUCGAAACCCUAAAGGUCGAGAUAAAGCCAUUGUAAUUCCAGCCCACACGACCAUAGCAUUCAGUGUGCUAGAACUUUAUGUGCGUCUUGAUGGACGUCUAGAAUCAUAA
This is a messenger RNA of Sinocyclocheilus anshuiensis, 893 nucleotides long. RefSeq names its product pejvakin-like. The coding region runs from base 198 to 893 and encodes 231 amino acids. The transcript has 7 exons. Gene Ontology annotation, biological process: programmed cell death. The record is from RefSeq and is a predicted model, not a curated record. Lineage: Eukaryota; Metazoa; Chordata; Actinopteri; Cypriniformes; Cyprinidae. Gene Ontology annotation, cellular component: cytoplasm.